AUGUCUGGGAACGGCGGAGCGAAUACGGGACAGCCAGGCAUGUUGGCCGUCGAGACCCGGUCUUUAGAGACCGUGACCUCCGUCGAAGAACUCCUCCGAAAGGCAAAGGAGGCGCUGGCCAAAGCACCUGACCGACCAAAGCGAAGGCGUGUUCGCCAGCGUUUCCACAAGCGUCUCGGAGACUUGCGGCUCUCUUGCGACGAGGUGACAGAAGCAAAUGAGCGAUAUCGAGUCAUGGCCGAAGAGAUCACGGGCCUAGGGCUCUCAGGUCAUGACGCCAUUACCGGGGACUCGGCCUACCCAUCUGCGACGGACGACGCGGCGAGCGCAGCGAGCGCCUCCGUGACCGCUCCAAGCACGGCCUUCGCGCCGUGGCCGGGGUCCUGGGUCAGCCAUGUCAGCCACGCUUUACCGCCCCCAGGGCUGCAGGCCCAGUCCCCGUGGCCAAGACCACAGGAGCGGCCCCUGAGCGAAGAGCUCCGGGCCGAGAAGGUCGCGGCUCUGCAGCCGCGAUGUAGUGAGGCGGAGCAGCUAUGGCUGGGCGCCUCGCUCCUAACGCACUUGUGA
Molecule: messenger RNA, 567 nt
Organism: Symbiodinium sp. CCMP2592
Lineage: Eukaryota; Dinophyceae; Suessiales; Symbiodiniaceae
Source: the annotation of a GenBank genome assembly